UUCAACAAUGCUAUAUAAUAAAAUCCACCAGCUAAAAGUCUUUUCUUCUCAUCCUAAACCACUAAUAAAGAAGAAGAAGAAGAAGAAGAAGGAGAAGAAAAAGAAGAAGGAGAAGGAGAAGGAGAAGGAUUCUACCAUCUUCUUCUUCUUGAUCCGUCAUGGGAUCUCAAGUCUCUAAACAGUUGCAGAGGCGUAAAGCUCUGUCAACUGAGGAGAAAACUCUGGUCGAUCUAUGCAAAAACUCCGGCUGCGAGUUCCCCGGCUGCGACUAUCGUCCUCCAGAUCGGAAAAACUGGAUGGCAGGCCUCAACGCAGAAAAGGUUCACGUAAACAAGAUCGUCUGGCCUGGAACCCAUGAUUCUGCAACCAACAAAAUUGGCAUUCCCAUGGUGUCUCGCCCUUUUGCUCAAUGCCAAUCACUUUCCAUCUACCGACAGCUCGCGGUAGGCGCCCGAGUUCUCGACGUCCGAGUCCAGGAGGAUCGCCGCGUGUGCCAUGGAAUCCUCAAAACGUACAGCAUUGACGUCGUCAUCAACGACAUCAAGAAGUUCUUGUCGGAGACCGAAUCAGAGAUCAUAAUUCUCGAAAUCCGGACUGAGUUUGGCCAUGAAGACCCUCCCGAGUUCGACAAGUACUUAGAGGAGCAACUCGGCGAGUUCCUGAUUCAUCAGGACGAUCACGUGUUUAACAAGACGAUUGCGGAGGUGUUGCCGAAGAGGAUAAUAUGUGUUUGGAAGCCGAGAAAAUCUCCUCAGCCCAAGAAAGGAGGACCCUUGUGGAGUGCUGGGUAUCUGAAAGAUAAUUGGAUUGACACUGACUUGCCAUCAACAAAGUUUGAUAGUAACCUGAAGCAUUUAAGCGAGCAAGCACCGGUUUCGUCAAGAAAAUAUUUUUACAGGGUAGAAAACACAGUGACUCCACAGGCUGAUAACCCUGUUCUGUGUGUUAAACCAGUGACAGGGAGGAUUCAUGGGCAUGCUCGGCUGUUCAUAGCUCAGUGUUUUUCAAAGGGAUGCGCCGAUCGGCUGCAGAUCUUCUCUACAGAUUUCAUUGAUGGAGAUUUUGUUGAUGCUUGUGUUGGAAUUACACAUGCAAAGGUUGAAGGAAAAGCAUAGUCGUAUAUUUCAUGUAUAUACACGUACGUGUUUGGAUCUUUCUGGUGUAAAUCUUGAUUUUCUUUCUUUAAUUUGAGUGUUUGCAUCCAAGAAAACUUGAACUUCUCCAUGGCUGAUAGGUUAAAUUGGUUUUCUUGUUUGUUUGUUUGUUCCCUUAGAGUUAUCUUUUGUUGCUUCUUUGAUACAUGGUGUAAAAAACCGAGUGGUGUAGAUUUAAUUUUUCAUUUGUGCAAUGGAGAGAUAGCUCUGGUUGAUUCA
Carica papaya (papaya) is the source of this 1373-nucleotide messenger RNA. RefSeq lists its product as uncharacterized. Gene Ontology annotation, molecular function: phosphoric diester hydrolase activity. NCBI's taxonomy places the organism in Eukaryota, Viridiplantae, Streptophyta, Magnoliopsida, Brassicales, Caricaceae. The record is from RefSeq and is a predicted model, not a curated record. Gene Ontology annotation, biological process: lipid metabolic process.